AUUCCACAUAGUCUGUCCUGGUUAGUAUCCCAAGAACCAACAAAGAUAAAAAAAAUAAAAAUAAAUUAUAAAUAAAUACUAAUAAAAGAUCCCUAAUUCAAUCUUGUAGAAAAAAAAAAAAGUACCCCACAAAAUAAAAAAACAAAAAAGUCUCCCAAUUUCCAUUAUCCAAAAAUGAAUAGUGUAUCAUUUUCUCUAGUUUGCUUUCUAUGUUUCACCCAAUUUUCUUCCAUUUCUUGUGAGAAGAAAGUGUACUUGGCUUUGUAUUAUGAAAGCUUGUGUCCUUACUGUUCAAAUUUCAUUGUUAAUUAUUUACCUAACAUAUUCAAGAAUGGGUUGAUUGAUAUUGUUGAUCUUAAACUUGUUCCAUGGGGUAAUACUAAGCUUCUAGAAAACAACACCUUUACAUGCCAGCAUGGAAAAGAUGAAUGUUUUCUGGACGUUGUAGAGGCGUGUGCAAUUAAUGCCUGGCCAGAUUUGAAUGGACACUUUCCUUUCAUUUACUGUGUCGAAAGUCUGGUCUAUCAUAGGAACUAUACCCAGUGGGAAACAUGUUUUGAAAAGCUGAAUUUGAAGAAAAAGCCAGUUACCGAAUGUGUUGGCAGUGAGCGAGGGAAAGAGCUCGAACUACAUUACGCAGCUGAGACAAAUGCCCUUCAGCCUCCACAUAAAUAUGUACCGUGGGUUGUCGUUGAUGGCCAACCACUUUAUGAAGACUACGAGGACUUCAUAAGCUACAUCUGCAAAGCGUACAAAGGAACUACUCCAGUCCCCGGUUGCAGCUCAUCCAUCAAUGUCAUUAAAAUGGGAAGGAAACUUAACUCUUUUUGCUUAAAGCAGACGGCCAUUUCCAAGUUGUCAACUAUAAGUUCAGCUAUUACAUCUUGGUUGAACCGCGCUAAGCUCACUGCAUCUGCAUAAUCCACCGGGAUGCUGUAUCGUGUUGUGUAUACUAUAGACCUCCCUCCUUGAUGCUGCUUUGUUUUAUGAAAUGAUGAGAUGCUAUAGUUGGUUUAUGCAUUUGUAAUGCAGUUGUUAAUGAUAGGAAUUGUUGUAAUAUGAGAAUUUGGUUCAAUUUGGGAUAUGUUUGAAGUAUGGAGUUUUAUAAGUUGUCUACAUCAAAGCAGCCACAUCCUUAGUCCAAGACUUAAAUUGAGUCGUUUCAGAAUGGAUGAGAUCUUAUUUUA
This is a messenger RNA of Capsicum annuum, 1187 nucleotides long. Its product is annotated as gamma-interferon-responsive lysosomal thiol protein. The transcript has 5 exons. Bases 175 to 921 code for a protein of 248 amino acids. The record is from RefSeq and is a predicted model, not a curated record. Gene Ontology annotation, molecular function: oxidoreductase activity, acting on a sulfur group of donors, disulfide as acceptor. NCBI's taxonomy places the organism in Eukaryota, Viridiplantae, Streptophyta, Magnoliopsida, Solanales, Solanaceae.